CUGUCAACGGCGACGUCUGCCGUAGCCGCAUUGCAUAUUGCAUCAGCAAUUAAGUAAAACUGCCUAUAUAGGUUUCAAAUUUAUUAAAAAUGGUGUUGGAUUUAGAUCUUUUCCGUAGUGAUAAAGGUGGAAAUCCUGAUAAAAUUAGGGAAAAUCAAAAGAAACGAUUUAAAGAUGUUGCGUUGGUAGAUGCCGUCGUGGAAAAAGAUACCACAUGGAGACAGUUGAGACAUAAAGCAGAUAACUGGAAUAAAUUGAAAAAUUUAUGUAGUAAAGCUAUUGGCGAAAAAAUGAAGAAGAAGGAAAAUCAAGGAGAUCCUAAUGGACUAAUUCCUGAAAGUGUGUCGGCACAACUGGAAAAUUUAACUGCAGAGCUACUCCAGCCAUUAACAGUAAAUCAGAUUAAGAAGGUACGUACCUUAAUUGAUGAAGCAAUAGAAAGAAACGAUAACGAGUUAUUAAAAACAGAGAAAGAACGAAAUUAUGCACUCAAAGAAGUUGGCAAUCACUUACAUGAGUCAGUUCCUGUUGAUGAUGAUGAAGAUAAUAAUAAAGUUGAAAGGACUUUUGGAGACUGCACUUUAAGAAAAAAAUAUUCCCAUGUUGAUUUAAUUCAUAUGAUAGAUGGAAUGGAUGCUGAGAGGGGAGCUGUUGUUUCUGGAGGCCGUGGCUAUUACUUAACAGGUCCGGCCGUUUUCUUAGAGCAUGCAUUAAUUCAGUUGUCUUUACGAAUUUUGCAUAAAAAGGGUUAUAAACCACUGUACACUCCAUUUUUUAUGAGGAAAGAGAUAAUGCAAGAGGUAGCUCAAUUGUCUCAAUUUGACGAAGAGUUGUAUAAAGUAAUUGGUAAGGGUAGUGAAAAAGCCGAUGAAAAGGAUGUAGAAGAAAAAUAUUUAAUAGCUACCUCUGAGCAACCAAUUGCAGCGUUCCAUAGGGAUGAAUGGAUCCCUGAAAGCUCUCUGCCCAUUCGUUAUGCAGGCUUAUCUACAUGCUUUAGACAAGAAGUAGGUUCUCAUGGAAGAGAUACUAGAGGAAUUUUUAGAGUACAUCAAUUUGAAAAGGUGGAACAAUUUUGCCUUACCUCACCGUUUGAUAACAAAUCGUGGGAAAUGAUGGACGAAAUGAUAUCUAACGCGGAGGAGUUCUGCCAACUUCUAGAGAUACCUUACCGUAUUGUCAACAUAGUAUCCGGAGCCUUAAACAAUGCUGCCGCCAAGAAGUUUGACUUGGAGGCGUGGUUCUCAGGAUCGGGGGCAUUUCGGGAACUGGUGUCAUGUAGUAAUUGUUUGGAAUAUCAAGCAAGGAGGCUGUUGGUCCGAUACGGCCAAACGAAGAAAAUGAAUGCCGCCACGGAUUACGUGCAUAUGCUUAACGCUACGAUGUGUGCUACAACUAGAGUAAUAUGUGCUAUCUUAGAAACACAUCAAACGGAAACGGGAAUUAAAGUACCAGCUGUUUUGAAACAGUAUAUGCCUGAGGAAUACGCAGAGGAAAUUAAGUUCGUGAAGCCGGCUCCUAUCGAUGUCGAAAAAGAUUCGAAGAAAUCCAAGAAAACGAAAAAAGGUGCUGGUGAAGAAUAAUGAAAAUGAUUACUAAUUACUUAAUAUGCAUUUUAAAUACGUUCUAAUUCCAGUAUUUAUACUUCACUUGGCUUUAAACGGAAGGAAAUCUAUUAUAUUUAAUUUUUUUUUAUUGAUUAAAAGUUUGAUUUAUUUAUU
Messenger RNA from Anoplophora glabripennis (Asian longhorned beetle), 1718 nucleotides. RefSeq names its product serine--tRNA ligase, cytoplasmic. Gene Ontology annotation, cellular component: cytosol. The transcript is spliced from 4 exons. Gene Ontology annotation, molecular function: tRNA binding; ATP binding; serine-tRNA ligase activity. Gene Ontology annotation, biological process: seryl-tRNA aminoacylation. The record is from RefSeq and is a predicted model, not a curated record. NCBI's taxonomy places the organism in Eukaryota, Metazoa, Arthropoda, Insecta, Coleoptera, Cerambycidae. The coding region runs from base 90 to 1580 and encodes 496 amino acids.